UGAAUAUAACUAGUUUAAGCCAUGUUUUCUAAGUUUCCGAUAUUGCUUCUCUUCCUCAUAAUAACCAUAACAGUAGUACCAGCAUCAUCCCAAGAUGAUCAUGGUCAUCUGAAUUUCACCUUCAAUGGAUUUAAGUCAGGCGACCUGGACCUCGAUGGUAUAGCUCAAAUAACUUCAAAUGGCCUGUUGAGACUCACAAACGACACGAAACAGAGAGCGGGUCAUGCUUUCUUUCCCAAUCCAAUCACCUUCAAGGCCACCCCAAACGGCACCGUUUCUUCCUUCUCCACCACAUUUCUCUUCGGCAUAAGAUCGAAGUACGCAACUCUGAGCGCCCACGGCAUCGUUUUCGUGAUCACUCCGACGAGAGGUCUUCCCCAUGCUCUUCCGAGCCAGUACCUUGGCGUUUUUAACGUAUCCAACGUGGGCGACACUGCUAACAGAGUCGUCGGCGUCGAGCUCGAUACGAUUCAAAGCAAAGAGUUCAAUGACAUCAACGACAAUCACGUGGGGAUUGACAUUAAUAAUUUAGACUCGGUUAUAUCUUCGCCGGCGAUGUAUUUUGACGGAAAGAAAGGUGGGUUUACGAACUUAUCUCUUAUAAGUGGUAAACCAAUGAAAGUAUGGAUCGAAUAUGACGGAGUUAAAAAGCAGAUGAACGUGACGUUAGCUCCGGCCAAAGCUGUUAAACCUCAGAAACCGCUAUUGUCUUUGACCAUAGAUCUUUCACCGAUAAUAAGGGACACCAUGUAUGUUGGUUUUUCUUCUUCAACAGGCUCUGUUAUUAGUAAUCACUAUGUUCGGGGUUGGAGCUUCAAGAUUAAUGGCGAAGCUCAAGAGCUUGACUCCUCCAAACUCCCAAGGCUGCCUCGGGUCAGACACGGAUCCAAAUUUUUGACAAUUUGGUUACCGGUGAUUUGUUCGAGCUUGGUGGCUCCGGUGAUCUUGACUUUGGCUCAUUUCAUCAGAAGAAAGAGAAAAUUUGCAGAUCUAAUUGAAGAUUGGGAGCUAGAAUAUGGAGUUUAUAGGUAUAAAUACAAAGAUUUGUACAUAGCCACGAAAGGUUUCAAGGACAAAGAUGCAUUGAGUACCGGAGGAUUAGGUAGAGUCUACAAAGGAGUUUUACCCUCCAAAACAGAGAUCGCUGUCAAAAGAGUCUCUCAUGAAUCAAGGCAGGGUAUGAGAGAACGCGUGGCUGAAAUCGCCAGUCUCAGCUGGCUCCGUCACCGGAAUGUGGUGCCCCUUUUGGGCUACUGUCGCCGGAAACGUGAGCUCCUUUUAGUAUACGAUUACAUGCCCAAUGGCAGCCUGGACAAAUACCUAUUCGACAAACCAAAAACGACACUAAAUUGGAACCGAAGAUUCCAGAUCAUAAAGGGAGUUGCCUCUGGUCUAUGCUACCUGCACCAUCAAUGGGAACGAGUCAUCAUCCACAGUGACGUGAAAGCCAGUAACGUGCUACUUGACGACAAGUUAAACAGCCGGUUAGGAAAAGUUGGUUUAGCUAGAUUAUACGACCAUGGAAGAGAUCCUCAGAGAACCCGCAUCGUUGGAACACUUGGGUAUCUCGCCCCAGAGCAUACCCGGACAGGAAAGGCCACAACGAGCGUCGACGUCUUCGCAUUCGGAGCUUUCCUGCUCGAAGUGGCAUGUGGAAGACGACCCAUUGAAGGGAGAGGAACGGCGACGGAGGAGGAGCUUGUUUUGGUGGACUGGGUUUUCUCGUGUUGGUGCAGAGGAAGGAUUAUCGAGGCCAUGGAUUCGAAUCUGAUAGAAUCGGAUUUUACCGGAGCUGGAGUCGUAUCAGAGGAGGAAGUAGAGUUGGUAUUGAAACUGGGGUUGUUAUGUUCACAUUCGGAACCUGGGGUGAGACCGAGCAUGAAGCAAGUCGUGUCGUUUUUGGAGAGGGAAGUGCCGUUGCCGGACUUAUCGACGAUGGGGAUGACGACGGUGGGGUUAACGUUCACUCGUAAAGAAGGGUUCGAUGGUAUUGAAAUGUCAUCUUCUGUGGUCGAGUCACUCCUUCCUCGUGGCCGCUAAAUCUGAGUUUUGAGUUCUACUGCGUGAACCCAUUUGGCUUCCUUUUAGUUACUAGAUUUUGUUUUAAUGUUUCAUUGUGCCACUCUCCUUGAGAGCACGUUAGUUUUAAACUUGCUGUUAGUUUUAAAUGAAUCUUUUUUCUUUCUUUAUAUAAUACGUUUAAUAUUUCCUUGUUUAACAUGUUCCUUAUUAUAAUUAUUUUUAAUUUUUUGCUUAAUGUU
Molecule: messenger RNA, 2261 nt
Organism: Humulus lupulus (European hop)
Lineage: Eukaryota; Viridiplantae; Streptophyta; Magnoliopsida; Rosales; Cannabaceae
Product: L-type lectin-domain containing receptor kinase IV.1-like
Exons: 1
Coding region: 22-2040 (672 amino acids)
Biological process (GO): protein phosphorylation
Cellular component (GO): plasma membrane
Molecular function (GO): carbohydrate binding; protein kinase activity; ATP binding
Source: RefSeq, a predicted model, not a curated record